Messenger RNA from Electrophorus electricus (electric eel), 2054 nucleotides. RefSeq names its product deoxyribonuclease I-like 1 (gene dnase1l1). Gene Ontology annotation, molecular function: DNA binding; deoxyribonuclease I activity. The record is from RefSeq and is a predicted model, not a curated record. Gene Ontology annotation, biological process: DNA catabolic process. Lineage: Eukaryota; Metazoa; Chordata; Actinopteri; Gymnotiformes; Gymnotidae. Gene Ontology annotation, cellular component: nucleus.
CUCACUGAAAACGGCGAGACGAACUCUGCUGUUACGGGAUUUAAACUUUCCCCACAACCACUCAAGCCGUCUGUUCUGUCCAGAUCCAGUAUGACUCCUCCUUUCACACUGCUCUUCCUGAUUUAUGUCAUUGCCCAACCUCCCUGCCAUGGAUUCAAAAUCUGUGCAUUUAACAUUCAGAGUUUUGGUGAGUCGAAAGCAGAAGAUGGCAACCUUAUGAACAUCAUAACCCGGAUUGUGUCGCGGUGUGAUGUGUGCUUACUCCAGGAGGUGAGAGAUUACAGGAAGAAAGCCAUUCCACGCCUACUCAAGAGCCUCAACAACUAUGACAGCAAUUACCGAUAUGACUACGUGUCCAGUGAAAGACUUGGCAGAACACCAACUUACCAGGAGCAAUAUGUGUUUGUAUUCAGGACAGGUUCAGUGAAGCUUAAAGAUCAGUACCAGUACCCAGACAAGCAGCCAGGGGAUGAAGACGCGUUCGCCAGGGAGCCCUUUAUAGUGUACCUGCAAGCUCCCAAAACGGUGAUUGGCGAGUUUGUCCUGAUCCCCAUGCAUACAUCUCCCACAAAUGCCACCAAGGAGAUUGAUGAGCUGUAUGAUGUUUUUAAGGAUGUCACACAGAGGUGGAAGACAAAGGAUAUAAUGUUCCUUGGGGAUUUCAAUGCGGCCUGUGGAUACGUGGCUAAAAAGAACAAAAAGAACAUUAGGCUCUACAGCAUCUCUUCUUUCACCUGGCUGAUAGAUGACAAACAAGACACUACGGUCAGGAAGUCAACCAACUGCGCAUAUGACAGGAUAGUGGUACACGGAGAUCACUUUCUCAGAGCAGUAGUGCCAUUUUCAGCACGACCAUUUGAUUUUACAACUGAGUACCACCUUGAUGAGUCACAGGCUCUACGAGUGAGUGACCACUUUCCUAUAGAGGUGGACCUGAAGACCAAGUCAGGAAGUGAGCAGAUAAGCACCCCUCUGUGCCUGCUGCCAGCGACCUUUGGCCUCCUCCUCCUGCUGCAACCGUGAACUCGUACUGAAAGUGGACACAACUCCACUCUAAAGGCAAUUUAAGACAAAAUCUAAAUAUGCACGGAUGUCAACACUUGAACUUUUUAUGCCAAAGCUAUUUAAAAUGCUGGUGCUUGAUUAUGAUGGACUGUCAUACCAAAAACCUUGUCCAAAAGAUGUUAAACUGAAAUAAUGACAAGAUGUUCCUAAUAUUUUUCCAAUUUUAAAUUUCAGAUUUUAGUACUGUUAAAAACCUCAGGGGCUUUGAAAACAUGCAUUUGUUUAUAUUUUGUAAUAAAAUGUUUUUGGUUUACUUUCUCACUAAUCAUCUUCACACAUUUUCAAUAUUUCUAAAAAUAAGGUACAAGAAAACUAUAUUUUAUGACUUCUCUGUGGACUUUUCAUGGAAAAACAGCUAAACAAAUGGUAAAACAAUCAAUUAAACAUAUGACCUUGAACUUCUAACAAGGUCCAUACACCAUUUUCUAUGAACCUCAGACAAGCAUAUUGCAUGUGUUUAAUAGAUAUAUAGCCAUUUCAAAUCCAAAGUAACCUUGUUUGACAGUGUACUUAUUUCCCUAAUGAAGCAUAAGAUAGUAUUGUAUAACACUCCAUACUUCCACCCUUCACAAACUGGCUGUAUUUUCCUAGAUGGCAAACAUGCAUGUCAGAGUGGUGUGUGUGUGUGCGUGCAAUUAAUUAAGUUAAUUAACACAAAUUAAGUGCACGGCACACCUUUAGAUAUAUAAAUAAAACCUCAAAGCAACAUUACAAUCAGUAUCUAUUGAUUGUAAUAAUGUUGCUUUGAGGUUUUAUUUAUAUAUCUUGCAUUUGCAAGACUGAAAACCAAAAGCACAAUAUUUUGUACAAGUGUUUUAUUAACUGCUUCAGGUAACGGCCCCAUCUCACACAGCCAGUGUUGUGUGGCAAGUGAAACACUCAGUUGGCAUGCAGGGCUUUCCAGCGGCUCAGGGGCCCACGGUUGGGGAUGUAUUUCACCCCACAGCCAUCAGGGAUCAGACGCUUCUCCUGCAGCAUGUCAUCAAAGU